AUGAAGACAUCUUUUGCACUUUCCGUCUUGCCGUUCUUCUAUACGCACUGUAUAGCUGCCUCAGUUGACAUAUGGUCUUCACCUAUCAAGGAGCGAGCUGCACUCAAGUACGAAGCCAUCGAGCCUGAAGUUGUGAAGGCUCGCAUUGGUACUACUCCUGACGAGAACAGUGAGGGGGGCCGAGAGUCUGGCAUGGUUUAUUUCUGCCGUGAGGAGAACUGGGGAGCUCCAUGUUUCGCCUACCAUCCUGAUCUUGAAUAUACAUGCAAUGAGCUAGGCCCUGAGCUUAAAGGACACAUCGGAUCUGUUUUCGUUGAUCCUGGUAUGAUCUGCCGUCUAGCUGGAUUCAACAAUGAUCGAUGUGCCCCGAUCAAGAUAUUUGCCUGGCCCGAGACCCAGCAUGGCUGGCCUGACCUAUUCCAUCAGAAUGCCCCAGGAGGGUCUAUCAAGCUCGGAGCUGCAACAACACACUUCGCAUGCGCUGAAUUCCAGCACAUUCUAUCGAAUCAGAAGGCUUCCGUAGCUCAGUUGGUUCAAGCCCUGGCGGGAGCAAUCCCAGUGCCCUCUGAUUCGUUUUUCAUUGUCUCCAAGAUCUAUCUAGUCCGGUCCCGCCCUCUAGGCCUCAAGUUAGGUGACGCACCAGACUCCUAUGACAAUAAUACCAUCUCAGAUCAGCUCUCCAUCCUACAAAUGGUGAGAGAUAACCUGAGGUCUAUAAGAUCACAAGCGCCCUCUCCAGAGUCCGUGUAUAGAGCUCCAAGGAGCCCAUCUUCAUCAUAUCAUGACCAAGGUAUUGGAUCUGAUGAUGUGCCAUCACCUGCAUCAGACACUCGCAUGCCAAGUUUGGACUUGGGCGAUUUGACGAAAUACAGUCGUUCCAACGACCGACUAUCCGGUCUGAGAUCUUCAUCAAGCUCUUCUGUUGCUGCGAGAGUUAGGAGUCAAGGAAGCACCCACGGGACCGGAGUUGACGAGGCACCUGCUUUCGGGCACCUGCAACGACGACCCAUCCAGUCCUACCACUCCUUUGAGAUUGUAUCAAGUUCCGAGGACCUACAGUCAAAUGUGACACCUGCUCAGAAGACCAUGGCGAGAAAGCCUUCACCGGAAGACACUACCGGGGUUGAAAAGACCUACCCCCUGACACGGGUGAAGGCUCGAAUCCAAACACAGAUUGAUAGCCCAACAGAAAACCGGCAUUCAGAAAGUCCUAGCCCGUCAAUCAAGCCGCCACAGGUGGAAAGAAGAAGCAAGAGAAAAUCUUCUGUCAUGUCUCUUCGAAGCUUGACAGAGGGAGUGAAACGGUCUCGAGCUGGAGUUGAGAAGCUGGCACACAAUAUUUGUCAUAUCAGCUGCAAUAAACUUCGCCAUGCCUAUCAGAGUGCUGGGCGUCAACUUAAAGAGCAGAGAAAACACCACUCCGCCUGGAAGACACUGCGCCGCAAACUCAGAUCUGAGGAUGCCGGCAAGCCCAAACAUGAGAAACAAUCUGCGUCUUUCUCGAUCGAGCAAGGCGGGCGUGGGACAGAGUCUUGGUGGAAAGCCGGCGUAGAAAAGUAUCAUGCCCCUAAGUGGAUGCGCUUUGGGAAAUAG
Messenger RNA from Fusarium subglutinans, 1593 nucleotides. RefSeq lists its product as uncharacterized. Bases 1 to 1593 code for a protein of 530 amino acids. Lineage: Eukaryota; Fungi; Ascomycota; Sordariomycetes; Hypocreales; Nectriaceae. The transcript has 7 exons. The record is from RefSeq and is a predicted model, not a curated record.